Messenger RNA from Bursaphelenchus okinawaensis, 2439 nucleotides. The record is from the annotation of a GenBank genome assembly. Lineage: Eukaryota; Metazoa; Nematoda; Chromadorea; Rhabditida; Aphelenchoididae.
AUGAUGACCCCAACCGUCGCCCCAAUUCAAGCUUCGGAAUUCAACGUGGACCAAGUUGAAGGCAUGGUAAGUGUAAUAAUUAAUAAUAAUGUUUUAAUAAUAUAAUAAUGCUAUAGAUUAAUAAUGUUUAUACUGUGAAAUUCUUGUAUAACGUACUUCUUUUUAUAACCAACUUCUCCAUAACAAACUUAACUAUAAUAUAAUACAGUAGAACUCCUGUAUAACAAACUGCUCGAGGACUGGAAAUAUGUUCGUUAUAAAGGAGUUUCGUUAUAGAGGAGAUCGUUAUACAAGAGUUCUACUAUACAAUAGCUUGUAUAACAAACUCUUGUAUAAAGGUCUCUUCUAUAACAAACUCCACUAUAACUAACUCUUCUAUAGCAACAAUCUUGUAUAGCACACUCAUCUUUAACAAACUCUUCUAUAACAAAUUCUUGUAUAACAAACAAACUGAAAAUUCCGUAACUAUUGGUUACACGGGUGUUCUACUGAAUGUAAUUGUGAACCUGUUACUGCAAUGAUAAUUUGAGCUAGAAUUCGUUUCAAAUUGUAUUAAUAGUGAAACUCCUGUAUAACGGAAACCUUGUAUAACAAGCGUCUCUUAAACCCACGGUUACUGUUACGCAACGCGUUUAAGGCUCUAAGAUAAAGAAACUCUGCUCUAAUAAACAAAUUAAAUAAAGAACCCUGAGCAAUUUGUUAUACAAGAGUACCCUCUAUUUCUCUGAUUUGAUGCUGUAAAGUCUAUCCUUACCGUAUCUCAUCCUACUCUACCUUACCUUGUCUUGCCUUAACCUACCUUACUCUACCAUACUCUACCCUAUCUCUUGCCUUACCUUUCUCUACGAUAAACUAUCCUACCUUGGUCUACCUUACUAUAACAAUACUCUUUUGUUGCCAUUGACAAUUUCAGUUUAUUAUUAAAAUUUUUAUCAAAUACAGUCUCCUGUACCAUCUUUUCAUGUUUUAAGUCUAGAACAAUAUCUAAUUUAAUGAUAAUUUGGUAACAAAACGUAUAAUAAACGUAUAUAGUUUGAAAAAGCUUCACAAAAUAUACAUCUUUAUAUGCUUUAAAAAACACGCAAUAAAUUUAAAUUGAACUUGUAAACUCCAAUUAAAAUUUGUAAAAAAACAACUCAUAUCUAACACUGUUGCUUCAAAACCCAUCUAAACAAAAUAAAAAAAACUAAAAUAAUUUUGUACUGUAAUGGUAAUAUAAAAUAGUAAUAUUAUCUUUUUCAGCGUUUGAAACAAGCCGCCAGCAAAGCUAUGGAAAGAAUUGCUUUUAGCAAUUUGAUGAUGAAAAUUGAAGCCUGUGAAGAAGAUACAGGCUUCAUGCUAACUGAGGUUAAAUAUAAUCUCACCUAUCAGCUUCAGAAAGCUGAAAAAGAAAAAGAAGGUAAGUUUUGACACACAUUAACAUAACAUUAUAUUUGUAAUACCAUAGUUAAACAAAAACUACAAUAUCUUUUAACAAAACUUACUGCAACCUAUUGAUCAUAGAAUUACUGUAACAAACAACAUAACUUUUAUAAUAACAAAUAGUUAAAAGUUUAACAAAGCAUUGUAUCUUCAGUUCAACAAUGCCAAGCGUCCUACGCUUCUUGGCCAACAUACGGCCAUACACCUUCCCCAGCACGGUACCAAGGUGUACCAGUCGACCAAACAGUACCCAACACCCCGGUGCGGCCUUAUCAACAAAUGGCUCCAAUGACGCCAGUCCGCCAAAUGCUAGCAGCAGCGGUACCACCGGUAUCACAGCACACCCCUGUGCCGCAAAUGGUACCAGUACCUUACCCGAGAAUGGUACCGGUACCUUUUUCAACCACUGAAAUGGUACCGGUGGCUUAUCCCACCGCCAAGAUAAGCCCGGUGCCCCAUCCCGCUUCAUGUGAGGUACCAGUACCAAAUGCUGUUUCAGAAUCAGAAAUAGAUUCUAAAAUGGUACAGUUUGGCCUAGCCAUCGUAGGGGCAGCGGCUCCACCAGUACCUCCACCGAGAUCAACUGUACUUGCUCCGCUCACACCAAGGCAUACUGUAUAUCCUACAUUACCAGCUGCAUCACACACACCAGCAGGCCACUCUACAGUAGUAACGACGCCAAGUGCUCCAGUAAGACAUAUACUGGUGCCUCAGCAUAGAAUGGUACCUAGUACCCCAAGUGUUACAGUAUGUACGUCAUCAACAAAGAUGGUAGAUUGUACUACACCAAUUAGUACAGUACCGACAACACCGUUGAAUAGAAUGGUACUACGUACCCCGAACGGCCCAGUAUUAGCAGCACCAAGAAAGGCCAAAAGUAGAUCGCCGCCAGAAACACCCAAGACUAGACCAAUCAAAAGGAGAGCAUCUCCACAUGAAAAUGAAUGUAAAAGGCCGACGAAGAAGGCCAAGCCCGGCCAAAGCUUGAUCACUGGCUUUUUUAAGGCUCAGUCAUAA